Lymnaea stagnalis (great pond snail) is the source of this 24931-nucleotide messenger RNA. NCBI's taxonomy places the organism in Eukaryota, Metazoa, Mollusca, Gastropoda, Lymnaeidae. The record is from the annotation of a GenBank genome assembly.
UUUCUUUUUUAGUGUUGCAUCAUCUCGGUAAAACUUCGGGCUACGGCGGUAAUUAAAUUUACCUCCAACAAGGCGACAGAGGGAGUACCGUGGAGGCUUUUCCCCACCGGAUAGUUUGUACAUUUGUGGUGAAUUUCUAAAUAAAACCCAAAAAAAAGCCCAGGUCAGUGAUCAAAUCGUGUGUAGGCAGAUAAGUCUGAUAAGUCAGAUAAGUUUUCGAAUUUGUCAUUUUACAUACAGAAAUUUCUAAGUGUCUGGUGUGAGCUGGCUCUGAGAGUGAUCCACUCAUGGAUUAAAUUCGACGAUUCCGGCUCGGGUCGAUCUCACCAGGUGCAUUGGCGUUCACAAUUCUUGGAAAUUUUCCGUUGCGCCAAACCCCUCGAGAUGGCACUAGUGUUAACGUGAAAUUCACACUUUUGUAUUAAUUCAAACACAAUAGAUCACUUGGAAGGCCUAUUCUAACCGGUUUUGGGCCUAAAUUUUUAACACUCAAGGUAAGUCUAUCUAUUUCACUUCAGUUUUGUUAUUGUUUUUACGUGGAGUUAUCGUUAUUAUUUCCAUAUGACUCCCAUACGCCGCCAUUGUGUUAACGCUAUGACUAUGUAGGAGAUCGUUAGGUGACAAAAAAUUAUCAAUAUGACAUACAACGCUCAAUAUGAAGGGUUUUAUUUCCCGUUAUUGGAACUGUCCAAACUGCAAGUCAUGUGACUCAAGUUAAAAUACAAUUUAGCCACGGACAAAAUAUGUCGCAGUAAAAAAUUAUAGUUCCGUUUUCAAACCAUAGUUUAACAUUCUGACUGUCAAACUGUAGUUAAACAUUCUACCUUUCCGUGUAGUUAUCAGUCGACCUUUAAAGAAAAAUAGUAAACUAUAAAAAUCAUGCUUUGGUGAUUGGUUUAGUUUAGAUCAACGUCUCAUAUAUAUAAAAAUACCUGCUGGUUUUCAUGAAAUGGCUUUCAAUUAUCUAGAAAAAGACAAAUUAUGGGUUUCAAUACUGGAAACACAUUCUUUACAGCAGUACAAGUCAAUAUUUACAUUAAGUUAUGUUCAAUCACGUCAUCUAGACCCUACUACCCUCUCCUCCCCCCAACUCUAUCUCUGCGGCCUGGCAUCAUCAUUUCACGAUGCCAUGUAUCUAGCGACAUUGAGACUAGUCCGUGAUAAGGUCAAUACGCUACACCAUUGACAGCUCGCUCCCGUUGAUGUAAUUGAACGUGUGCACCCAAGCGACCCGGUGCGGUGUGAAAUGUGUAGCGUUUCUUGUCACGACAUCAUGGUUUAGUUAAAGGUUAAAACAAUCAAAGCGCUCCGGCUUACCUGCCUGCACAAUGGGCUGGUUUGUGGUGUUGUUGUUGGUGUUGGUGUUGUUGGGUGGGGGUGGGGUGGGAUGCAGUUGCUUUCGUUUUAUACUGAGUUACCCAUUAACUGUCAAGCUGAAACUAUAUGCCCCCCCGGGGUGGAGGAACAUAUGCGUAAGUGACUCUACGGCGCGUAGACUGCAAAUAAAUUCUUGCGGGAAUCAAUUACAAAAAACAAAACAACAGCAUGACAAAACAAAAGAAAGGAGCCGUUGAAUAGAAGCAUCAUCCUGCAGCAGUCUGUCAUUGCAUCCAACGUAUGCUCAGUGUUGGAGGAUAACUUAAUGAUGUGUCAUUUAUGUCCCGAAGUGAACCGGUGUCCGGGCAAUAGUAAAAAAAUUCAUGCUGAUUGAUUCUUUUUGUUUCAAAAGAAAGAUUUAAAUGAUUGAUUCUUUUUGUUUCAAAAGAAAGAUUUAAAUGAUUGAUUCUUUUUGUUUCAAAAGAAAGAUUUAAAUGAUUGAUUCUUUUUGUUUCAAAAGAAAGAUAUAAUGAUUGAUUCUUUUUGUUUCAAAAGAAAGAUUUAAAUGAUUGAUCAUUUUUGUUUCAAAAGAAAGAUUUAAAUGAUUGAUCAUUUUUGUUUCAAAAGAAAGAUUUAAAUGAUUGAUCAUUUUUGUUUCAAAAGAAAGAUUUAAAUGACCACAACAUAGGCCCAUAAGAGAACUGCAUUAUCAGACUCAAAUUUCUUACCAUAAGUCUUAUUAGAAGAUUGGAAGGGGUUUUUAGAUGGAAAAAUAUUGGAACUUUUGAAAGAUUACCUUUGAAGGAUAGUGUGUAUAGACAAACACAAUGAUACACAUUUCCGCUCGACUACACACCAGUGAGUUAUUUCCCAGAACAUAUUAAAAUAAGAUCAAGUGGUGGAAAUACUACAAUAUGUUUUACGAGUUCAGACCACGACCUUAUUGAAAAUAUGACAACAAAACCCGACCUGUGUGCUGAUGCCGGUGGUAGGAGGAUAAGUAUUAGAUCUAUUUUUUAUUAUUUAUUAUUUUUAUUUCAUUUUAUUUUUUUGGUGGGAGGGUCUAAAUAAAUAGCAGCCGAUCAAUCGUGUGGCGUGAUCGAGUGAGAGUCGAACUUAUUUGAUUCUUUCCUUGCUGAGUACAUUUACGGGAAAUCCCAAAUCAUCUUGACAGGGAGUCAGUGAGUUUUUAGUGGACAUAUUUUCAAUCAAUCAUUUCAAACAUUCAAUGACAACAACAACAACAACAAAAGAAGAAGAAAAAAAGAAAGAAAAAAUGGUCACACUUAUAUUGUGUUGUCAGGAAUAAUAAUUUUCUUUUUUUAACCGAAAACUGCCUAAGGUUACACAAUGUCCAAAUUCUAUAAUUUGUGAUCAACUGGUCAGUGGCCCCACGGCCGUUCCAAGACACACUAUGACUGAGGACCUUUGUAUUGCAAACAAUCUUGUUACUGACCCCCGUACAGAAACACUUCAAUAAAUCUACUGUCGACAAGAUAGCAAUGUUCAAAUUAUUAUUCUUCGGAAACCGAUAAUAGACACACAUACACACACACACACACACAUAUCAAAAUAAAACUAUUGCUUGAAUAGGACUUUGUUGAUGUAUUCAUUCCAUUAGUUGAGAUGUUUAUGGGAACUUAUUUUUAACAAAUGCGAAAUAAACAAUUAGCUUUCUUUAAAACAACAUAUACAAACAUAUAUAUAAAAUAAUAAAAUAAAAUCUAAAGUUCAUAAAUAGCUAUUGAAAAAUUACAAACAUAUAUUGUUGAAAAUUCGCAAUGAAAAGGGGCACUUGUUUGCUUAAAAAAAUUAAAUAUUUCUCUUAAAACUGUAAUGAAAAACCAGCUAAACAACAAAGAGCCGCUUUAAAACUCUCGUUUUUUUGUGUGUUCCGGGUUUGCCAUAAGAAUUUACUACUGAGUAUUGAAUUUCCACAUAAACACAUUUAGUGUCAACUUACACACACAUCCGACAUACACAUAGGAAACUUAUUUAACUCACACAUCCAACAUCCAACAACCAACAUAUACUACGCAUUCAAACUAUGCACCCGAAACACACACAGUGAGUUGACACAGGACACACACAUACAGCACAGACAUCAAAACACAUGGACCCGUCGAACACCCAAACCCGACACACGCCGAACACCCAAACCCGACACACGUCGAACACCCAAACCCGACACACGCCGAACACCCAAACCCGACACACACCGAACAUCGCCAACAGUGAAUUCCGUACCUGAUUUGUCAUGUUGAAUUUACUCUCAACUGCCCUUGUGUUUAGAAUGAAUGUUUUAGCCCGAUUCACCCGACAUGAGACAAUGACGAAUCGGAUAUUUAGACAUUUUAAACGCGCCCCCAUUCGCUAUCAGAUGGGGCAUCAGUCCCAACAUCCCACAACCAUUGAUCCCAACAUCCCACAACCAUUGAUCCCAACAUCCCACAACCAUUGAUACCAAACAUCGCUGAUAAUUGCCUGUUUCCUCAUUACCAUUCUCAUCCCGUCAAUCGUGGUGACUGUCGGGUCGGGUUAAGAUGGUGUUAGGUUGACACCUCACACCACACAAAUCUGUCAUGGUCCCCCUCACACCACACAAAUCUGUCAUGGCCUCCCUGUAAGUUCGUUCAGUUUGGCCAUAACGAUUUCCUUACACACAAGUCCCUAGUCUUAAGAAUUGCAUUUUUUUCCUGAUUGGGAAACGGUCGUGUUGAUCCGGCUUGUAAGUACAUUGAGAUUUCUGGAGUGGAUGGAAUAGUUUAGAAAUAGAGAGAGAAGAUUUUAGAGUUGUGUAGUAGUGUGGGGGGAGAUUAUCCGGCGAUUAACAUGGCGCAGCAGAUGCUGAAAGUUACGCGCGAGUUUAAAGAGUUGAGCAAAGAGUGAGCACAACAAAUGACGGAAUUUGACACAAAGAUGUCGGUCAGUAGACUCGGGGCAUUGGAGACGACGACCAGUGAAGCUCAUAGUUUGAAAUGAAAAGCCUCUGCCAGAGAGUGAAUAGUUGAAGGACAAGAGGUUAGACGUUACGUUACAUGCAUACUUUGAUUACAGCUUAUAUAGCGGCGACAACGUGUUAUAUUUAUUUAUUUAUUUGGUGUGUGUGUGUGGGGGGAGGGGGACUGGAGAGAGACAUUCGGAUAUAAAUAAAUGAGAGAGAGAGAGAGGGGGGUGGGGAUAGAAAGAGUAACUAUUGAAACGUAAAUAAUCUUUUCAGUGUUUGGGAGAGUUAGACUGAUAUAAAGAGAUAAAGACACAAAACUGUCAGUGGAGAUAUAAAUAUGGUUUAUUUAUGUCAAAAUAAAAUCAAUUAUUGUGUGUGUGUGUGAUAGCCUUCUGCCUACUUUGUUCUCUUAGAUGUAAUAUUACAUUUGCAAAGCUUAUUUAUAAUUAAAUGUUGAUCUGCUAGAGAGAAGGCUUUAAGCCGACACGUUGCUUAACUUCAUUUCGUCGUAAACAAAUACUGUCGCUACCUGUUGACACAUUUAGAUGAUAACUGCAUCUAGAUUAUAGAUUGAAUUAAAAUAUUUCGCCCCGUCCAUUGAUAUGAUCAGGGCCACGACUCGAUGAGACUCUGAGCUUUAGAAAGCUUGCUGGUCACUUCUUUAGAAUAGUGGGCAGAGGUUAUCCUAAAACUUUGACAUACUUAAAAAGCCAAUAGUGUAAUGGGAAAAUAACCAUUUUAAACCAAAAUUCGAUAUCUAAUAUUUUAUCAUUCAGUUGUUCGCGGACACUGGUUUAGCUUAGAACUGAAUCCAGGACUGGAUAUAGGGUGCACACUAUUUCAUGGGAUUUAUGAACUAUUAAAAAAAUAAUAAUAAUAAAAAAUAACACCAGUUUAAAAUCCAUAUCUAUGUGUUUGUUUGAUAUUUUCAUCAAGUUUUCUUUGAUUAGAAGAAGAUAGCAUUGGUGAUCUGAUCGAAUGCCAUUGUCAGACGACUAUUAAUUCAAAAGAUGUGCUACAGUACACAGGAAAUGAAAACUAAUUUCAAUGACUAUAUUAACAUUUAAUAGAACUGAAAUUAUUGCACAUUUAUUUUCUAAAAAAAAAAAAAAGAGAACAAAAAGAAAGGCUACCACUUUGGAUAUUAGAAGAACAACAGUUGUGUGACUAGCCAGGGGUAUAGCGUCAUUAGAACUAUAUUAACAAUUAAUAGAAAUGAAAUUAUUGCACAUUUAUUUUCUAAAAAAAAAAAAGAGAGAACAAAAAGAAAGGCUACCACUUUGGAUAUUAGAAGAACAACAGUUGUGUGACUAGCCAGGGGUAUAGCGUCAUUAGAAGAACAACAGUUGUGUGACUAGCCAGGGGUAUAGUGUCAUUAGAAGAACAACAGUUGUGUGACUAGCCAGGGGUAUAGUAUCAUUAGAUGAACUAUAGUUGUGUGACUAGCCAGGGGUAAGGUGUCAUUAGAAGAACUAUAGUUGUGUGAAUAACCAGGGGUUUAUUGUCAUUGUCAUUAGAACUAUAGAUGUGUGACUAGCCAGGGGUAUAGUGUCAUUAGAAGAACUAUAGUUGUGUUACUAGCCAGGGGUAUGGUGUCAUUAGAAGAACUAUAGAUGUAUUACUAGCCAGGGGUAUGGUGUCAUUAGAAGAACAACAGUUGUAUUACUAGCCAGGGGUGUGGUGUCAUUAGAAGAACUAUAUAUGUGUGCCUAGCCAGGAGUAUAGUGUCAUUAGAAGAACUAUAGUUGUAUGACUAUACAGGGGUAUGGUGUCAUUAGAAGAACUAAAGUUGUGUGACUAGCCAGGGGUAUAGUGUCAUUAGAAGAACUAUAGUUGUGUGACUAGCCAGAGGUAUGGUGUCAUUAGAAAAACAGUUGUGUGACUAGCCAGGGGUAUAGUGUCAUUAGAAGAACUAUAGAUGUGUGACUAGCUAGGGGUAUAGUGUCAUUAGAAGAACUAUAGAUGUGUGACUAGCCAGAGGUAUGGUGUCAUUAGAAAAACAGUUGUGUGACUAGCCAGGGGUGUGGUGUCAUUAGAAGAACUAUAUAUGUGUGCCUAGUCAGGAGUAUAGUGUCAUUAGAAGAACUAUAGUUGUAUGACUAUACAGGGGUAUGGUGUCAUUAGAAGAACUAUAGAUGUGUGACUAGCUAGGGGUAUAGUGUCAGAAGAAUUACAGAUGUGUGACUAGCCAGGAGUAUAGUGUUUUGUCGGCGUCCAAGUGUCUACUUCAUAUCAAUAUAAUGGACUGUAGUGAGAUACUAGCAGACCCGAGUGCCAAGUUAUAUAUACCACAGGUUCCAAACGUCUUUGGAGUCUUGACCCGAUUCUGUUGAAGCACAGUGACCCGUAGCAUCAAUACAAGGUGGGUGGGGGGGGGGAUAAGAUAUGAUAAGGACAAAAAAAUCAACGAAAUCAGAUGCAGUGUGAAAUUCUUGAACCCUUAUAUUAAGACACCGACUUAACUUACAGAAUGACAUUACAAUCAUUAUUAUUUAGUUUAAAUGAUUUAGACGGCGACCCCAGACCAAUUGGUAUUUGAUUCCAUCGUGUUUGUAUUACAACGCAUUUGCCCUUUAUGAAAACUGUGCGUUAUUAAAUGUGUGGGGGACAAGUGUGUGCAUGAGCUGACACAAAUAGACAACUCGAAAUGACACGGUGCUAACAAAAAAAAGUGUGACUUAAUUGUGGUCGUGGCGAUGGACCAAGAAUUCGGCCAAUGUUCGGCAUGAUGACGUUGUCCUACAAAAGUCAUGUGGUGACGUAACGCACCUAUGGUCAGUCUAACGUCGGGUCACGAUCCCUGAACAUCUCGUUUGAAGUCAAGUUGAACAUUGUCUAGUUCUCUUUAACGCCGUCAGCUCUAGGGUGAAGGGCACUCGGAUGGCUCAAGAACCCCAUUGUUGAUAAGACAAAUACCGGUACGACAUGGUCUGGUUUGAUAUCAAGACAUUCGUCGCAUCAAACUACCGCGGCCUUGUGGAGAGAGCCACUGACACAUAUGGAGAGAGCCACUGGCACUUAUGGAGAGAGCCACUGACACAUAUGGAGAGAGCCACUGACACAUACGGAGAGAGCCACUGACACACAUGGAGAGAACCACUGAUACAUGCCUUCCGUGGCCAAUAUAAAAAUAGCUACAAUAUAACAAUAGCUAUAAGUCAAAACUUUAUACUUGAUUAUACUUGAUUACUCAACAGUUUAAUCAUAAUAAAUAUCUUUAUAUAGAAACAAUAAUGGUUAUAUUUACAUGAGUUAGAUUUACCGAAACUCUUUUACAAAGGGAUUUUCUUGAAUUCAACUUUUUAUUUAUUAUUUAUUUUUUUGUUUACAAAUAAUAUUUGUGUAUUCUAAUGUAGUUUAAAAACAAAAAACAACAUAUUACACCAAUUAUCACUAUCAAAGUACCGGUUUACUUCACCGACACUCCGGGAAAGUUCAAUUGUAGGCAUACAUUUAGUAACUACAAUUCCGAAAACCCGACUGCUUGAAGUUGAAACCAAUAUUCUUUCUUUGAUCAUUUUAUUUUUUUUUUCAAUGUGAUGCCAAGCUUCAAUUGUUUACUUUUUAAAAAUAUCCAUUCAAUCACAAUUUCCACCUGAUUUCUCUCACCGCUGCUAAAAAAUAAAAAAAAAUAUAUAUUAAAAAAAAUAAACAUAUAUGAUGACUACUUGUCAACGAGAAUUACAAUACGGCAGCUCAGGGCAACUCAAAUUACUGACAUGGCCAUGUUAUGGUUUUCAUGAUAUCAAAUCUUGUAAAAAAAACAACAAAAAAAACCGAAAGUUAUUAUAUUUUGUUAUUCCGAUAAUCUUCUGUGUCUCCUGCACACUCUUUGUCAUUCUUAAUAUGAGUCAAUUCUUAAACAGUUCAACGAAAUCUGCACCCUUGCCACCUUUGACACGCCUUAAACAAAAUGACGCUAAUUACCGCAAAGUGCCGUAAAUCGCCGUGUGUGGCCGAGAGUUAGAAACCCAUUUGAGAGUGUUGAAUAACGGAGAGAAGGGAGACAUAAUAAAUUAUUCUAAAUCGCUGGAUUUCCUUUGACUAUUAUCUCACCGUUUCUUGAAUUCAACCCCUUGUCAUAAACGUUCUCGGAAUUGACUUUUCAGACACUUCCGGUUCAAGGGUUAUUUAAAAAGUAGGACGUGUUUGCACGAACCAGAGAGGGGACAACUCCCCUUUUUAAUGUUAACAUGUAGUUUUGUGUGAUUUAAAAAACAAAAAACCAAAACCAAAUAGGAAGAGAAUAAUUGCAGCAACUGAGUGAUUGUGCAUUUUGUGCGGGGUGGAUAUUAAAUGGGAUUGCCGAAUAAAACCAACGAAGGCGAGCCACCUAGCCCUUCACAUUUACUAGGGGUGAUCAAUCGGGAACGUUCCAUGUGCCAGGAAGUGUGGGGCGUUAAGUAUCGACAUGGGAUCAUUUUAUUGACUGUACAUUUUAACGCCCCUCCCCAACCCCCCAACCCCACCCCUGCACACCCUUUCAGAUCCCCGAAAAUUAUAAAAAAAUGCCUGGGAGUACUCUAAAUGUCUUCAGAGAAUGGAUGCAAGGGAUUUUUUUUAGGGAUGUGGAAACAUACAUGACCCUAGAAGAUGGCUGUUGAUGUGGGGAUCAUUAUUUGGCGAUCGUGUGACUUCAUUUUAAAUUUUUAAACAAGAGGCCCGUCGGUACAAUUAUUUAUAAUUGCAUUGAACGGUCAGUCGGUACAACUAUUUAUCUUUGCAUUGAACGGUCAGUCGGUCCAAGUAUUGAUCAUUAAAUUGUACGUCCAAUCAGUAAAAAGUAUUUAUCAUUGUAUUGUAUGGCCAGUCGGUACAAGUGUCGGUACACGUAUUUAUCAUUGCAUUGUACGGCCAUUUGGUACAAGUAUUUAUCAUUAUAUUGUACGGCCAGUCGGUACAAGUAUUUAUCAUUACAUUAUACGACCAGUCGGUACAUGUAUUUAUCAUUAUAUUAUACGGCCAUUUGGUACAAGUAUGUAUCAUUAUAUUAUACGGCCAUUUGGUACAAGUAUGUAUCAUUAUAUUAUACGGCCAGUCGGUACAAGUAUUUAUCAUUACAUUAUACGGCCAGUCGAUACAUGUAUUUAUCAUUAUGUUAUACGGCCAGUCGGUACAUGUAUUUAUCAUUAUAUUAUACGGCCAGUCGGUUCAUGUCUUUAUGAUUGUAUUGUACGGCCGUGAUGAGUGGUGUGUAUUGUGUUAACAUGUGAAUGCUAAUUGAAUGCUAUCCCCAUAAGAUGUUUACUGAGGCUGGACGCAAACGCUUCAUGAAAGCUCCGACAGACACAAGACAAAUCAUUAUAAACUUUAGACUUCCGGGGAUUUUGGUUGGUUUGUCAUUUUAAAAGGUCCAAAUGUUCUAGCUUGAGGUUUCUUCCGGUGUCCUUGACCUUUGAUGGGUUGACCCGUGCUAUCUACAUCUCAAACAUAACCCCCGAGAGUCGGUUAGAGUGGGCCCCCAAGACGUUAUAAAAACUUACAUCCAGUGCCUGCCAAAUGUAAUACACGUUAUUUAUGACGAAGUACUACACACUUAACUCGUAGGUGCGCACUAGCCUCUAGGCACGGCCCAUCCUUUGUGUAGAAUGUGUGCUCAAGCCUAUUUGUGUAAGGCGAGUGUCCCGUCCAAUGUGUAGUAGGUGUGCUUUAGCCUCUCUGUGUAUGGCGUGUGGUACAUCCUCUGUGUAGUAGGUGUGCUCUAGCCUCUGUGUGUAUGGCGUGUGGUACAUCCUCUGUGUAGUAGGUGUGCUCUAGCCUCUGUGUGUAGGGCGUGUGGUACAUCCUCUGUGUAGUAGGUGUGCUCUACCCUCUGUGUGUAGGGCGUGUGGUACAUCCUCUGUGUAGUAGGUGUGCUCUAGCCUCUGUGUGUAGGGCGUGUGGUACAUCCUCUGUGUAGUAGGUGUGCUCUAGCCUCUCUGUGUGUAGGGCGUGUACCUUUGCGUAGGUUUGACGUCACAUCGGUAGUUCUUUUGUGAGGAUUGUAUUGACAUAGUAAAUAAAAUAACACACACUUAACACACAGUAUCUAAUUUUUACAAUAUCAUAAAAGUAUUUCUGAGGGAAAAACAAACACUUCGUCACAUUUAAUUUAACAUUAAAUAAUAAUUCCAGUAUUUUAAUUUGGUUAGGCUCUGGAAAACUCAUUUUUAAAAAAAAAAUUGUGAUGAAAAUAAUGCAGUUAUAAAAAAAACGAAAAAACAAAACAUGUUGAUUUUGGCGUGGAAUUAGCCAUGGUAAAUAAUCUACAUUGCUAGUUUAUUAAAAAUAAAAAAAAAUAAAAAAAUUCAUAGCUCUAGAAUUCUAUGUUAUUAUCAAUGGCUCCCUAUUGCAAAUGCGAUCUCUGUAAUUUUAUCCAUUUAUAAAUACAAAAGGUCCAUCCAAAUAUCCAGAUCCACCAGUGACGUAAAAAAACAACAACACCAACAAAACAAUGUGUAGUGCAGUCACAGAAAACCAACGUCUCGUUUCAUCCACGCAUCCAGUGGACCAAAGGCCAAGCAACCAAUUAAUUAUAUCCAUUUCUAAUUGCAUGAACAAUUACAGUCUUGAAAAUAAGGCGCAUAGGGGGGGGGGUGAACUGUGGAAAUAAUGAUUGGAAAUGAAAGCAGCGCUCGUUCCAAAUUCAACGUCACAGAAACCAAUGUGUGUCUAAAUAUAUGCUUUGGAAAAAACUGCAUUUCUCGGCAUGACACAGAAGAUUUUUGUGUCAAGUUCGAUCAAACUAAAAACCUAGGUAUUGAUUGAGGAGGUGAAAGAAAGAAGAAAAGCGUCCAUUUAUUCUGCUCCUAAUCGACGAUUCAAUUAGACAACUUCUGUGAGCGGCACCACGGCACAAUUCAUAAUACGUGGUGUGGUGUGCGCGCCAGUGUCAAAAUGCUAGGGUAAUGGCGGCUAGAAUUAAGUGGCGUUGAUAAGCAUGUGGGGAGAGAUGUGUGUGAGUGGGGGAGGGUGGGGGGCUGAUGUAAUUAGACGAAUGUUCUAAUUGUAGAUAUCACACAAUCUCUUAAUGUGUGCACCUUUUCUUUUGUUGGCUGUGAGAAUGAAUCCUGAGUGUUGUGUGUGUGUGGGGGGGGGGGGGGAGGGAGUCAAUCUAUACCUUUACGACCCAGAUUUCAGAUAAAAGACUUUCUCUUUCAAUGUUGUAAUGUUUCAUGAACUUAAACCACACCCCCACCCCUCCCGAAAUCUCCUGCCUUUAGCUGCACAGGUUCUGUGAGACAUCGUUUAACACACAGGUUCUGUGAGACACCCUGUAACACACAGGUUCUGUGAGACAUCCUGUAACACACAGUCCAUCGUUAGAUUGGUCUCAUCUUCAAGAGACGAUCAAUUCGAUCACGAUACGGCAAUAACUCAUGUGAAUCAUUUUGGCAGUCCGAAGCAAACAUCUCAUUAGAGUUGACACACUUGGGUGUCGUUUCCCACUAAUUCUAUCCAUCGUAAAAUAGACUACUGGAACAUUCAAUCUAUCAAUGACUACUGGAUUGUUAACACUUGAAGACAACAUGAACAUCUCCUCUCAAUAGUUCAUGGAGCUGAUAAAUUAAUCUUUUUUUACGCAUGCGAUAUUAUCUUUAUAGUGUAUCACUAAACGACUAGUUUAUACACUCAUAUACAUUGUAGCUCUAAAAAUGAUAGCUUGACAUGUGACCACCCCUCCCCCACACCAAAGAACCCCCCCACACCUUUUUUUUCUUCUCCAUCCUCCCCCACCCCCCGGCAAAAAAAAGCAGACCUAACUCAUACAGAAGUUCAUUCAGUGCACAAUGCCCUUAAGAUGCUUAAUAUCUGGAAAGGUCUAACAAUUACCUACCUAUUUGUUACAACGUCAACCUAAUUUGGACACAUGCUAAUUAAACAUUAAGCCCCAAGGAUGCUGCUAUUAUUAUGGUUUAUAUUCAAAUGUUUAUCUAACAAAACAAUAAUGAUGUUGUGCUAACUGAAGUUGUAAGCUCUGUGAAGACUAGACCUAUGACAUUUGCCUUUUAAAUUUGAAAAAAAAAUACAAACCAAACAUACUGAUUGGACACACCUCAAGGCAGCCAUUGUUCCACGUCAUAGAUACUAAAAAUAAACAUCCCCACCACUUUCGGUUUCUCUGUUCUUCUUCCGUUGCCUUCUGGUUGUUUAUUGAGUGUCUGAACCAAUGGCUGGUAUAUGGUAUUGUUUACAGCAUUCAUGUUUUAUUAUAUUGCUUACUGCAGUAAUGUUGAUCUGCUAAUUCUGUCCUUUCGGACUUGCCCCCUCCCCCCCCCCCCACUUUCAACCAAUUACAUAUUUUAUUAGUGGCUGUGUUAAUUGCCAUCCGUGCUGUCUCCCUCGGGCUGUUUACUUGUCGACUGAAUGCUGUUCACUUGUCGACUGAAUGCUGUUUACUUGUCGACCGAAUGCCGUUUCGAGUCAGUUCUUCAAUAACUUUGACUUGAACACUACCGCACACAACUAGGGGAGCAAUCAUUGUUGUCGCUGUUGUUUAGUCACGGCAACUAAAACAUAUCACAAUUAUGUUGCUCAUUUGCAUAGAUUUAAGUAGAGCCAGUUCAAGCCACUGCCCCACAUAUCACACCCAUCAACCACUCGGGAGAUUCUUUAAUGUAUGGUGAUUGGAGCUGAACAUUAUUGGAUCAGCAUACACAACAUAACAUACACUUUUGAUUAUACAACUAUUUUGGUGAAAAAAUAUGUCAAAAACACUUCAUAUGUGCUUGUGAUUGGCUUUUAUGGCUGCUAUUGUUAGUGCCAUCCACAACUGGUAGAGUUAUAUAGCUCCUACGUGUAUCCCUUUUCCUUCUCUUUAGUGGCCUAACUUUUUUUUUAAAAAACGUUUAUAUUUGUAUUUGAUUUUUUAAAUGUCACCAACUUUUCCAUCUCGUAGCUUCUCCCAUUCCUCCACUAAGGGCAGACAAUGCAUUGACGUACAAGUUGAAAAGAAAUGAUUCAGAUUGAAACAUCCACCACAAGAAACUCACAAAUUCCGCCCCGACUGACACAAAACCCCAACUGACAUUAUUGAAAUGUCACCCGCUGUGUGGGCCCCCACCAUCCUUCACCGCUUUGGCCUUUUCCCUAUCUCCUACCCCGGCAACCGUAGCGGCGGCCCUGUCACGGCUCCAGCUACGUCACGAGGGCCUUAAAGUUAAAACUCGAGCUGUUAUCACUAGGCUUGUGUCGUCUGCUCCUUAUCAACAUAGCUCACAUGCCUUUGUGGUCAACAAACUGCUGACAAAUCCCAGGAUGGUUAUCAACCCCCACCCCCCACUCCGGCCUUUCCACCAAAUAGGCUUUGAUUACAGAUGACCACAGAUAUGCAAUUAAUUAUUGACGUGAGGGGGGGGGGCUACGAAUAUAUCGGGCGGGGAGUGGGGGGUGGGAUGAGGUUCAAUGAAUAAAAUAGUUAAUAAUAAAAAAUAAAUAGUUUGACACGUUAAAAUACAUUAACUUCCGGUAUGACGUAAAAUUGCUGUUAUCAUAUUGGGGGGAUCCCCUUGAGUUUAUAACUGAGUAACCAAACAAUCUCGUCACUGUCUUUAGAAGACUAGCAAAGACAGCCGUGUUUCACUAUGCAAGGGGGACGGGGGGGGGGGUCUAUUCAUUUAUUAUUUGUACCAAAUGUGCAUAUCUACCAUUUACGGUUUAAAUUUGGUGUUGGUUUAUUCUUUUUUAAAUUUAUUCUACCACGCAACAUUAUCCAUAGUAUUUCUUAUUUAUCCCCCAAUAGUCUUCCAUCCACUACUGCCCCAUGAGCCCAUGACUUCUUCUGUCUGCUUUUACCAAGGAAGCGUCGUGGGUAGCAAUGUUCCCUCUAAGGUUUGCUGUUUCGUGUGCAAAAUCAUACAGUUGUGUGCAAAGUUUUACAGCAACCAUUUUUGUAUGUGCAAAAUUUUACGGCCUACAAACACAAACGCACUUUUACGUGGAAAUUUGCUGCGCGGAUACUAAAAACUGCUGGGCGGCGUCUGUGAGAUAGUUGCGCGGCCGGGCAGCCGCGCAGCUUAAAGGGAACAUUGGUGGGUAGGUAUAGCUAACGUCACGGGUAGGUAUAACUGACGUCACGGGUAGAUGUAGUUAACGUCGCGUUAUACACUGAUUGCCGCAAGGUGUGAGGCGCACUGAGGCUCCAUAUUCUGGAUUUUUAGGGUGUCCUGAACACAGACUAUCCACCGACGGCGUGGUCUUCCUCUGGUCCUAAUACCAGAAUGUCUGCUAUUGUAAACUUCCAAUUUAGGUUGGUUGACAGUGGGAUAAAAUAAUUAUUUGGUCGUACGACCAUAGUCAGGCUGAUGGGGAUGAGAUAAAGCAUUUCUUUUAGCCUUCUAGUUCCGAAUGUUCCAUGAUGUGGUCCUUCUUGUUUUACCAGCCGAAUAUAGUCCUUCGUGUUUUUAGCAGUCGAAUGUGGUCCAAUGUUUGACCAGCCGAAUGUGGUCCUUCUUGUUUUACCAGCCGAAUGUGGUCCUUUCUUGUUUGACCAGCCGAAUGGGGUCCUUUCUUGGUUUACCAGCCGAAUGUGGUCCUUCUUGGUUUACUAGCCGAAUGUGGUCCUUUCUUGUUUGACCAGCCGAAUGGGGUCCUUUUUUAGUUUGACCAGCUCCUCGCCAUAAACAUCUCGCAGGUAUAUCAUUCACUACCGAGACUUUUAUUCAGAGCUCAGGUAUGACCCUGGUGAGUAAAGGUUGGACUAGAGACAGCGUUAAUUUGCCUGGCUUUGGCCUUCCUCUACGUUGGUGGGUGCCUUGGUAGCAGGGACGAUGUGAUAGGUGAAAGUGUUUGGCCAACCGCACUCUUGUCUCUGUCUCUGUAUCCGCUUUCCGUCCUCUGGGCAAAUAUCUGCAUACAACAGGACACAAAAGAACCGCCUCAUUUGUUUCCGGGUGUAUGUCCCUAAAAAGUUGACGCUCCUGGUUCUUCCAAAUGUCUGUCAACCUUGUUUGGGGUUACGUGUAUUGGUGAGGUCCCGGUGCUUCAUUCAGCAGACAGACUAAAGACAGGGCCGACAUACCAAGUUUUGGGUUGCAGCAUUUAACGAAAUAAUGAUGUCGAAUGCAACACAAUAAUCGUACGUCAUUGAAAGAUUUAUGGGUCUGUAUCACUUGGUUUUGGUCAUAUUAAACCUUAGGUAUACUUGCCUUAAACCAGGCCUGCAUACGGCCCGCCAGCACCCACUUUGCGGCCCGCGAAGUAAUGAAAUAUUCUUUUUUAUUAUUUUAGUGAUCCGCCCCCACCCCCCACCCCGGGUCCUAUUUUCUUUCGGCCCGCACACGUUUUUCAUAAAGUAUUACGGCCCGCCUUAGAUUUUGAGUUGUGCAGGCCUGGUUGAAACAGCUAAUGUAUGUAGCCGUGUGCCGAGUGGACGAUUGGUUGCUGGCACAUAUAAUGUCUCUAUCUCCAACACCAUAUAAUAUUACAGAGUUGAUCUUUGGUAUUAAUUUUUGAAAACAAAUUUAAAUAUAAGGAAAAUAUACAGACCAUCGUGCAUUGCGUGGUUAGACUGGUUGCGACAUAACAGACCAUCGUGCAUUGCGUGGUUAGACUGGUUGCGACAUAAGAAUGGAAAUAGAGGUAAGAGGCGUGCAAAAGUGUCCCUCCGUCUACGUGAAUAAGGAAAAUAUACAGACCAUCGUGCAUUGCGUGGUUAGACUGGUUGCGACAUAACAGACCAUCGUGCAUUGCGUGGUUAGACUGGUUGCGACAUAAGAAUGGAAAUAGAGUUAAGAGGCGUGCAAAAGUGUCCCUCCGUCUACGUGUGGGGGGGGGGGUACCUGCAACCCAGGUGAAGUCUUUACUAAAGUUUGUCGGGGGCUGCGAUUUUUAAAUUUUUUUGUUAUCUUGCCCCAUGCUUGAAAAAAUGAAACACUGUAGUCCGCCUUCUUCUGAGGGUGUGCUCAUGGAUAUGUAGCUGACCGUAUCUUUUGAACAAAUACAUUUUAAGUGCAAAAUAAUUCGAGAAAAAAAGGGGGGGAGGGGUAGUGUGAGCAUUUUAAUGUGGAUAACAAUAUCUAAAAAAAAUAACUAUUUUGCACACGUGAAAAUUUAUCUUUAAAGAUAGAGCCUUUUUUUUCAUUACUGCAAAAUACAGUUCAAAAGCGUGAAUAAGUUAAGAUUUCCUUUUUUUUUUUUUAAACAUUUUUUUCCCACUUAGUUGAUUAAUCUCAUCCAAACAGAAAAGUGCGGAUACAUUUUUAGGGCCAAUGUUUCAAAUAAUUUUUUUAAAAUUAAUGAUUUAACUUUGACAGAGUUGAUGCAGGGUAGAUCUAUUUUCACCUGAUCUCAACUAACUGACUACAAGAAAUAUACGGAUAGCUCAGGUGAUAAGGUUAAAAAGAAGGAUGUGGCUAUUCGGACCCGUUGAGAGUUUGGGUUUAUUAAAAAAUAUUUAAAAAUUAUUGUAGGGUUUGUAAGACAAAAUUUGGUAUCAAAUGAAAGAUAAUUGAAUGGACCAUGUGUUUGUAAACUUACUUCUUCAGUGGAACUAAAAUAAACUACCACACAUGACAUCUGAAUAGCAUUUAGUCAAAAUAGCACUGGAAACGCAUCGCCGCUUUUCGGACCCGGGUCCCAUUAGACUCAAUGAUAUUCCAUUAUGAUGAUAUUCUAUUGUGCUGAUAUUCCAUUGUAAUGAUAUUCCGCUGUGAUGAAAUUUCGUUGUGAUGACAUUCCACUGUGAUGACAUUCCAUUGUGAUUACUUUGAUGUAUUGAUGUAAACAAAUUUUUUUUGAAGAAUUGACUAGCCCCAAUAUAAUUUAUUUUUAUUAUAUUUAAUUACACCUGCGUCCAUCAUUAGUACUACUACAUGUAAAGACCCGAUGAACACACCUGUGUCAGUCAGUAGUACUACUACAUGUAAAGACCCGAUGUACACAUCUGCCCUGUGUGUACAUAGCUUGAUGGGAUUUGGGGCGUCCAUUUCACCGUUGAAUUAUCGCCCAUACGGCAUCACCUUUCAUGGGCACAUACAACAACAACAUAGAACAAAUAACGACGAUAACAUAAAACAAAUAACAUUCAACAAUAAAAUACAAUUAUAACGUACACUAAUGGCAUACAAACAAUACGUCAUAAAACAUCAUCAUUUAUGUGCACAAACAACAAUAACAUACAAUGACAAAUAAUUUGUAAUGCAAUAACAAUACCACACAACAAUAACAUACGCCGGUAGCAUAUGACGACGUUUGGGAACAGAUAUGCCGACAGGUUGAGACGCGCCGUCAGCAGACACGUGACGCGUUGGUCAUCAUAUAAUCUCUAGACCAGAUAACGGCAUGUCUUGUGAUGGCGGUCAUCAAUAAUUUUCCUGAUGUCCGGUUACUGUGUUUAGACUUGCCCAUCACAUUGCCCAUGUCCAGUGGGGGUGGUUAUCACUGAUAGUUUCAUUGCCCCAUGGCACAGCUGUGUUCUGUUUUGAUGGGUGUUGCCACUGAUGAUCCACUGGACAACAGCUCCAAUUAGACAUCUUGGUCAUAUCUAUUUCACAACAUUGCCUAAUUUCUGCCUAGAAUAGGCAACGAUUUUGUGAUUAGGUAAGCGUCACCCUGUGAUGGGUGUUGAUGGGCAUAUUGUAUGUGCUGACGUCAUUUUUUAAUUCUACUAGUUUCAAGUUUGAUAAGACCCUCGUCUAUACAAAGAAUAUGGCCUAAUGUAUGUGUGUGAGGGAUGCUUAAUGGGGAUAUCAGAUUGCUAUAUUGUAAACAAUGGCGUCAUUAGCAAUUAUUUCUAAAAACAGAGAUCAAGAGUACAUUGUGCUGUACAAUGUAUGAGUUAAAAUGACUGUACUCUCUAGCACAUGUAACACGUGACAGCACAUCUAUUUCAUCGGGCCUGUUUUGUUGAGCACCCCUCUGGAAUCUAUAUAUCAUCUGUCGGGUAUGUCACCACGGCAGUUGUGUGUGUGAGGUGUCCAGCUGAGUGGAUUCAACAUGAUCCAACGUUCUGUACAAUCACAUAGGGAACUUGUGCAGCACACAUUCGGGUCUGACGUGGUAGCAGCUAGAGACGAGGUCAAGUAGGCAUCUUCCCCGUGCACACGUAUUUGUGGCCAUCAAUGCGUAAGUUACACGCACGGACUUAUCGCUGUGGUCCACCAUUGGUUCACCUACCAUUCACAAUCUAGAGACAUUCGCAGACGAGGCUUUGCUCCUUCUCAAACAAGUCGAUCAACCGUCCCAUCAACAUGAAGCCGAUUCUUAGGUUUCAAUAUAAUGACCAAAUAAGGCAACACCAGAACGGACAUUUGUACAAUAAAUGUUGUGCCUUGAGCAGUAAGCUAGUCUCUACCCUAGUCACCAUCGCAUGUUGUGCCUUGAGCAGUAAGCUAGUCUCUACCCUAGUCACCAUCGCAUGUUGUGCCUUGAGCAGUAAGCUAGUCUCUACCCUAGUCACCAUCGCAUGUUGUGCCUUGAGCAGUAAGCUAGUCUCUACCCUAGUCACCAUCGCAUCUUGUGCCUUGAACAGUAAGCUAGUCUCUAUCCUAGUCACCAUCGCAUGUUGUGCCUUGAGCAGUAAGCUAGUCUCUACCCUAGUCACCAUCGCAUCUUGUGCCUUGAGCAGUAAGCUAGUCUCUACCCUAGUCACCAUCGCAUCUUGUGCCUUGAGCAGUAAGCUAGUCUCUACCCUAGUCACCAUCGCAUGUUGUGCCUUGAGCAGUAAGCUAGUCUCUACCCUAGUCACCAUCGCAUGUUCUGCCUUGAGCAGUAAGCUAGUCUCUACCCUAGUCACCCAUCGCAUGUUGUGCCGCAAGAGUUUCAUAGGUGUUUAGCAAAUUUUGCCGUAAAAUUCAUUGCAAAGAAAUGAUUUAAAUUUAAAAAAAAGAAGAAUCCAUUAUAUCAUCUACAAAUAAAAAUAAUUUGCUUGGACAUUGCUCUUGGACAUUGCCCUUGGAGGAAGCACACGAUAUUGUUCCAAAACAUUUGAAAUUAUGUUGUUUGUAAAUUGUAGAUGUACGGGAUUGUAUGAUUAUCACGUGUCCUUGCAGAUUGUCCUCCAACCGUGCACAGCAAUACAUACGAUAUAGAUCUCAACACUUUCCCGGCAUCGAUACCAACACCAUUAAAACGACUACAACUGCCCACACACCAUCAUUAAGUAAAUGCAUUGUACUUACCCUUACACAUUGUUAUGUUCAUGAAGAAGCACAAACGCUAAGUUAGCGCACCUGCACAUUUACUUUAAAGUACGAGCGCAGUUGAACAAGUGAACGAACAAAUCCCGGGGGCACCCUAUAAGAAAUGUCAUUGUCAAAAUGGGGGCGGUAUUUUGUCCACACUUGUCAUUAUUUUUUUAAAAACUAUUUCCUAGCUUGUACUGUGAAGAUUUGGUUAUGUCCGAGACAGUUUUAGCAGCACGAUCUUGGCAUUUAAAGUGGGGACCAAAUGGUGCACUCAAUUCACCUAUCCGUCAAUAUGGUGUUUAUUUAUUUAAUUUGUAACAUUAUUUUUGUGACUUGAAUUCGGUUCUAAAUGUUGAUAAUUAUCGCCCGCCAUUUAUUGUAUAGCAUUAGUGUUUAAUGAAUGCAUUCAACAACUUUCAACUUGGUAUUUGUUUAUAUUACAAAAAAAAAACACACACAUAAUUUACAACUUAUUUAUUAAUGUGCAUCAUUUGCACCCAUCAUAUUGAUAGAUAUGACGAGUUUAUUGUAUUGAUACACCAUGAAUAACACCACAUCCAUGGUGUGCACUAAGACUGCCCCCCCUCCCCGCUUCCCACCACCCACUCCUCCAUCUCCCUACCCUAAUGAACGGUGUUAUUUCUUGUUCCAGCUGUGACCUGCCCGCCACCACGGUGUCCACUCCUACCCCGUCUCUGUACCCAGGCUGUGUGGACGUGGCUGGGGGACACACAGACAGACUGACCAACAUGCUCACGUCCAAGCCGCCCCACUACGACCCUGUGGGCACAGGUGAGGAUUGGCCCGGUACAGUCCUUUUCUAGUGAUUUUUUAGUUAAUGCUAGUUAGAAGUGUAACGUUCUUUCUCAUGUAGACUCAUCCCAUUGUUUUUGUAUCUAUAAACGUAUAAAUACACAUUCAGUUAUCGUUAAAAAAUUGUAGUUAUUUUAAUUAUGGUCAUUAAUCAAGGGCUUACACCGGUAUUGACUUAAGAGGACUGUGAUUAGUACGACGACUCAUUAGAUCAAAUAAUAAAUUAAUUUAUGUGGCUUUCUAAUUGUGUGUUUAAAAAAGAAAACAUAAUUUUAAGCUAUUUAUAUUUACUUUAUAAAUUACGAUCUUCUAGACCCCAUAGUUGCAAACUUAAUUGAAUUUUAAUUUUAAAAAAUGGAAAUUCAGAUAGGAAGAAAAUAAGAUCAGAAAAGUAAUCGCUCAUCACAUUUAUGUCAGCAAGAUUUUGUAUAACUUGACAUGCUAUCAUACAUUAGUACCCACUAUAACAUGUAAUGCCGAGCCAUGGGGGAUGGGGCUGAGAACUAGACAAAACAUACAAUCAAGUAACGCACUUUAGAAGAAGUGCCCCAUCUCGCCCCCCCCCCCAAGUCUCCCAACCCCACAAUGUUUCCACGCCCCUGAGCUAUAUUAAUAUUCUAAUGAUCCACCCCCUUUUACACCGCAGUUUUUGUUCACCAACUAUUUCAGCAAAAAGAAAAGAAAAGAUUACGCACCAAACGCACUUACGAUAUUUAAAAAAAAAAAAAAAAUUAAAAAUUUAAGAAUAGAGACCUGCUUCAAUAUAAUUCAAUUUUAGUAUAUUUAAAUUACACCUGCGUCCAUCAUUGGUAUCUCUGAAUUUUUUAGAAUCUCAUUUAGUGCAGUUAUCGGGAAUUUCAUUUCGUGAAAUCAGUGACAUCAUAGUUCCUUCAUCUUCUCUUAGAAAAGGGGUGAUUUUCGGGGAUUGUGUGGCAAAUUAGAUAGAAUGAUUUGUCUUUGGCACCGAGUCUAUGUGCCAAAGUUUCAGCUCGAUGGGUUGACUGGAAGUAGGUACAUUAGCCGUCCGAAGAUUUUGCCAGUCCGAGGACCACGAACAAAAGCGAAGUUAAUAUAAAGGAUUUACAACGCCAGAAAAGUCAACCUUGUCAGGCGGAAAGAGACGAUUGAAAACACACAAACAGUUGGCUAGAAUCGCAGUUGUGUAGGGCGAAGGACGUGACUUUAAAACCUUUUGUAACGGACCAGAUGCGUUCAGAUUAAAAGGGCUAUCAUCAAACUGAAUUAUAAAAAGUUGAGCUCAAUGGCAAUAUAUGAAAAUAUAAACAAUUAUUUGUGUUAGACACCAGCACACAUAUCUCAAGCAUGACGACAUAGACAGUAGCACACAUAUCUGAAGCAUGACGACAUAGACAGUAGCACACAUAUCUGAAGCAUGACGACAUAGACACCAGCACACAUAUCUGAAGCAUGACGACAUUGACACCAGCACACAUAUCUGAAGCAUGACGACAUAGACACCAGCACACAUAUUUGAAGCAUGACGACAUAGACACCAGCACACAUAUCUGAAGCAUGACAACAUAGACACCAGCACACAUAUCUGAAGCAUGACGACAUAGACACCAGCACACAUAUCUGAAGCAUGACGACAUAGACACCAGCACACAUAUCUGAAGCAUGACGACAUAGACACCAGCACACAUAUACAUAGACACCAGCACACAUAUCUGAAGCAUGACGACAUAGACACCAGCACACAUAUCUGAAGCAUGACGACAUAGACACCAGCACACAUAUCUGAAGCAUGACGACAUAGACACCAGCACACAUAUUUGAAGCAUGACAACAUAGACACCAGCACACGUGUCUGAAGCUAUCACAUAAUAUCAUUUCUGCCAUAUAACAAUUGUGUACUCUUUGUUGUUGCAGGUAUCGGUGCAGGAGGGUAUCCCACAAGUAUGAACGCGAUGGGUCCAUCCAUGUCUCCCAUGCCAUCAGCAAUGUCCGCUAUUCCGGGAGGGAUGAGCUACUCCCCACAGACCAUGAGUGGCAUGGCCAUGGGGGGAAUGGGCUCCAUGGGAGGAAUGCCCAUGGGAGGCAUCAGUUCAAUGGGAGGAAUGGGAGGCUACGGCUCCAUGUCCAUGAACACCAUGGGAGGAAUGAACGGAAUGACCGCCAUGUCGGGGAUGUCGUCCAUGAACGGAAUGAACCGAUCCCUUGACCCCAAUCUCAUGUCCAUGGACAGAAAUGGGGCGCUCAAUAGGCCUCGGUCGGACAACAAAAACUACAGGAGGGCGUACACACACGCCAAGCCCCCUUACUCGUACAUAUCCCUCAUCACCAUGGCCAUUCAGCAGUCCCAGAAUAAAAUGUGUACGCUGAGUGAAAUCUAUCAGUUCAUCAUGGAUCUAUUCCCUUUCUACAGACAGAACCAACAGCGUUGGCAGAACUCGAUAAGACACAGUCUUUCUUUCAAUGACUGCUUCGUCAAGGUACCCCGCACUCCGGAUAGGCCAGGGAAGGGAAGCUACUGGGCCCUACACCCAGAUUCCGGAAAUAUGUUCGAGAACGGAUGUUAUUUAAGGCGCCAGAAGAGAUUCAAAUGUCCCAAGAAGGAGAUGAUCCGCCAGACCUCGAACUCAGACCGAGGGCGGGAUGACUCGGGCAUGAACCCUGACGACAGUAUGCCUUCCGGUGACGACCAGAGCCCGAUGAGCUCACCGAUUCCAGGGGGGCACCCCCACCACGGGCAGUCGCACGCCGCACCCCUAACGCCGCCCCGACCUCAGGAUCAUCACCAGCAAAACCACCACCAGCAGCACCCUCAGUCCCAGCAGCACCAAACCUCGGCGCCCAUCCAGCCUAAAUCCGAGGUGAUGAACAAUUCCUCGCCGCACCCCCAGGAGAUGUCCCACCCCCCGCCUGCACAGAGCCUCCCGCCCCAGGGGUCGUGUCACACGCCCCUCUCCUCGCAAACCUCCAUUCCAUCGUACCACCACGCGUCCCCGGCCGCAGAUCUCACGAACGUCCGAUCUCUCAACUUCCAGGACUACGGGCAGCUCACGUCGCAGUCCCUGGGGCUCCACUACUCCGCCGGCCACUACGGGCACCACCCCCACUACCACCACCACCAGGCCGGGUUGCACCAGGUCAACCCCAACCACUCCUUCAACCACCCGUUCUCCAUCAACAACCUCAUGUCGGAGAACAAACUGGACAUGAAAUCCAUGUGUGAGAUGGGCUACGGGGCCUACACCCAGAUGUCGCCCCUGACCAUGUCCAAGGACUCUUCCCCGCCCGUGAUGGGCAACCACCACGACGCCGGCGGUUACUACAAGGCGUACCAGUCCACCGUGGACUUAUGACAUCCGGCCACCACGAGGAGCAGCAGCCCUCCCAAAUACGACGCUUACAACGCACGGUCGUACCAGAGCAACUUCUACAACAACCAAAACUCGUCCUACGCCGUUCCCGCCGUACGCGACACGUAGCGAACUACUCCGGGUCGUAGAGGACUGCUCCACCUCGUGGUGUUACCGAAAUGUCGGACAACUCUGUUGAUAAAACAAAACCUAACUCGGGGGUCUUUUGGCUUUGUUUUUUAUUCAUACAAGAAAACACUUCUCAUAUCAGUUCAAUAACAAACCCAAACGCUCGACUCAGACUCCAGUGAUGACGAAAGUCCGUUUGAAGAAAGAGACAUUCUGUACAGUUAUUGCGCUUUUUUUUAAAAUAUAUAAAUCUCUACAUUUUUUAUUCGCCUGCAAUGAAACAUGUGAUAUCGUUUCAAUCUCAGUCUACACUAGCGAGCUUUUUGACCAAGAGCAAGCCAACCACGUUUAUCGUGACGGCCAUCGUAUGUACAAACAAUUCAAUCUAAUCCGAGGCGAGAAUUGUUACCCUUCUCGUUCCGAGUACAAAUAGAGCUUUAAACAUCCAAAGAUUUAAAAAAAAAUUUUUUUUACUAUUAAUCUCCAUUAUUGUCUGCCACUCUCCAUUUCAUCUCAUCAUUUCACGAACUGCCAAUUAUUCUAAAUGUUAUUGAAAUGUGUAGGGGGUCAUACGUUCUUCUCGGGAACGCCUUUCUAAAUGUGCUCAGAAUGUCAAGUCUAAACUUUCAACAAGAACAAAAGAUACAAGGGGAAGCGAUCAAGAAUCUCCUUAUAAGGGGAAACAAUCAAGAAUCUCCUUUGAAAAGGUUGAAUAAUUUAUUUAUUGGAGUAGGUGACUUUGCUGACUCCUCACAUUGCAUUCCUUUCUUUUAAUUGUAACACAUCGGGACCAGGCCCUCCAGGUAUUCUUGGUGGACUUGCGAUGAACUUAAUUUGGUUGUCCCGCUUGUUACGAUGACCAGCACUUGAGGUUGGACAAAUAUGCGGUAAUAAGUCUAGAUGCGCUAAUAAGUCUAGAUGCGUUAAUAAGUCUAGAACAUAACUUCCCAGUGCUGUGCCAAGUUGGACACGACCGUGGGUCUCACUUAUUAAUGACCUAUUUCAUUGUUGAUGUUUGUUUGAAUGUUUUCUAUUUCCAUCAAGAAAGUCUAUCAUUGGAUGACAGCCCUGCACAAUAGCGAUACCAAAUAACUCAUUGUACUGACGUUUGUUUAGGCAAUCCAUUUUCAUUUCAUUAUACCACGAGGCUAGGAAAUGGUAUCGAAAGAGACAAGAAAGGAAAAUAAGAUCUAAAUAUAUUUUUUUAAAAUUUAAAAUAUCAAUGUUGAUCAACCAGCGGCGUAGGAAGGGAGAGGAGGAGGGGUGGUCCACCCAAGGUGGCAAUUGUUUCUUUAAAU